Molecule: messenger RNA, 620 nt
Organism: Cucurbita pepo subsp. pepo (vegetable marrow)
Lineage: Eukaryota; Viridiplantae; Streptophyta; Magnoliopsida; Cucurbitales; Cucurbitaceae
Product: small ribosomal subunit protein eS27y
Biological process (GO): translation
Cellular component (GO): ribosome
Molecular function (GO): structural constituent of ribosome
Source: RefSeq, a predicted model, not a curated record
UUUAGGGUUCUUGCUCUCUCCCUCUGUUGCGGUCGUGCGCUACUUUCUUUUGGCUUGCGCAGGAUUUCACUCUUUCGUCUGUUCCUUUCCAGGAUUUUUCAAGAUGGUUCUCCAAAACGAUAUUGAUUUGCUGAAUCCUCCUGCUGAGCUAGAGAAGAGGAAGCACAAGCUCAAGCGCCUUGUGCAAUCACCCAACUCCUUCUUCAUGGACGUUAAGUGCCAGGGAUGCUUCAACAUUACCACUGUCUUCAGCCACUCACAAACUGUUGUGGUAUGCGGUAACUGCCAGACAGUCUUAUGCCAGCCAACUGGUGGGCGCGCUAGACUCACCGAGGGAUGUUCGUUCAGGAGAAAGGGUGAUUGAAGAUGCGGGUCCUUGUUUCUUUUCACUGGGAUGAAAUGACAGUCUCUGUUUUGAUCAUGGUAUAUUUAUUUUUCGUGUACGGUACCAGACUUGAUUAUGCUCUCUCCUAAAUUGAUUAUAUUUGGCUUUAGAGAUUUCUGGUUUUGUUUAAAAGAUGAAUUUCAUGUACUGAACUUUUAGCAGCAUUUAGUAAUUCUUAGCUUUCUUUUAUCUACCCCCAUACUUUGUCAAAUUUGAGUGGAAUAGUUUUGCUUCA